AGUAAAACUCGGUGCUGGGAGAGGGAGAGUUCAUGCUUGUGCUGAGGAGUUUCGGUGAAGUUGGAUGGGAUUUGGCAGGUUGACGAGCAUGGAGCUCCCGAUGUGUUGGGUUUGGGUUUGUGUCCUGUUCAGCGUGCCGCUCUUUGGAUGUCUGGAGAUACACCUUUCGGAGACUUUACAGCCCGGGACCCUUUUGGCAAACCUGUCGCUUGGACCCGGAUGGACUUUUAAACUUGACAGGACUUUAUCUCCCAAAUUCAUCCAGAGUUUUUUCCAAGUGGAGAGACACGACGGGGUCAUCCGUCUGUCCCACAAAGUGCAGUGCGCUCACACAGCCAGGAACCCGGCUCCUGUUUAUUUCAGAACAGGUUCCUCCACAUCUGGGGACGUGGUUCUGACACAGUUUAAUGUGUUCGUCCACGGCCAGGACUGUUUUAUUAAAUACAAGAGAAAGAAAGCGUCAGCUAAGCCAGACAUUCACAUUAAACACCUUACAAAACUGGAGGCGACUUCCUGCUUACCUGCAGGUAAACCUCUGCUGAACGUAACGGAGCGUCUGCCCACCUUUACGCACAGCGUCGUGUUUCUGGACAGCGUGUGUGUUGGCAAAGACGUGAGCGCAGUGUUCAGGAGUGGGGUGCUGUUCCUGGCCACUGACUUGUGUCUGGAGCACCGAGGACAGACAGAGGCGAGUUUGCACUGCUCUCUGCACAGCUCUGCAGGCGGCAGGCUGUCUGUGCAGCUGAGUUUGACGCUUGUGAAAGCGCACAAACAACGUGGGUCCGUCCAUGAAAGCAUGCUGAGAAAGUCUGGGGAAUUGAUCCGUAGAGGGAAGCGACAGGUAAACGCGGCUCCUCAGUUUCAGCUCCCCAACUAUCAGGUGUCUGUGCCCGAGAAUGAGCUGGCCGGUACGCGGGUUAUCACCCUGAAAGCCACUGACCCGGAUGAUGGAGAGGCAGGGAGGCUGGAGUACAGCAUGGAAGCCUUGUUUGACAGAAGGUCCAAUGACUUUUUUGACAUAGACUCCCAGACAGGGAGCAUAACAACCGUCCAGUCACUAGACAGAGAAGUCAAAAACACCCAUGUUUUCAAAGUCACUGUAAUUGACAACGGCUCCCCCAUAAGAUCUGCCACUUCUUACCUCACUGUCACUGUGAGUGACACCAACGACCACAGCCCGGUGUUUGAGCAAACUGAAUACAGCGUGAGCAUCCGGGAGAACGUCGAAAUGGGGUUUGAAGUGAUGACAAUCCGAGCCACUGAUGGGGACGCUCCCUCCAACGCCAACAUGAUUUACAAAAUUGUCAACGGAGACGGGGUUAACUCUGUGUUUGAAAUCGACUCGCGGAACGGCCUGGUGAGGAUCAGAGAGCGGCCUGACAGGGAGAUCCGGGCCAAGUACCAGCUGAUUGUCGAGGCCAACGACCAGGGCAAAGACCCAGGCCCCCGCAGUGCCACUGCUACUGUCAAGAUCUCUGUGGAGGAUGAGAAUGACAACUACCCACAGUUCACUGAAAAGAGGUAUGUUGUGCAGAUCCCAGAGAAUGUGGCAGUCAACACCAAAGUCAUUCAGGUGGAAGCCACAGACAAAGACGAGGGGAACAACGCCAAAGUUCACUACAGCAUCAUCAGCGGCAACGUUAAAGGACAGUUCUACAUUCACUCCCCCACUGGUGUGAUUGAUGUCAUCAAUCCUCUGGACUAUGAGAUGAUUCGAGAGUAUAAUUUGCGGAUUAAGGCUCAGGACGGUGGCAGGCCUCCUCUGAUAAAUGGCACAGGGAUGGUGGUGGUGCAAGUGGUGGACGUGAACGACAAUGCCCCCAUGUUUGUCAGCACACCUUUUCAGGCAACUGUGUUGGAAAACGUGGCCAUUGGCUACUCUGUUAUUCACAUUCAAGCAAUUGACAGUGACUCCGGAGAAAACGCCCUUUUGGAAUACCGGUUAACCGACACCUUGCCUGGUUUUCCAUUAACGAUCAACAACAGCACAGGAUGGAUCACAGUGAGUGAAGAGCUUGACAGGGAGACCACUGACUUCUACACCUUUGGCGUGGAGGCGAGGGAUCAUGGGAUACCUGUGAUGUCAUCCUCAGCCAGCGUCAGCAUCACGGUGCUUGAUGUGAAUGACAACGUACCCACCUUUACAGAGAAGGUCUACUCGCUGAAGAUCAACGAGGAUGCCGUCGUGGGUACCAGCGUGCUGACAAUGACGGCCGUAGAUAGGGACAUCAACAGCGUGGUGACCUAUCAGAUCUCCAGUGGCAACACCAGGAACCGCUUUGCCAUCACCAGCCAGAGCGGCGGCGGUCUCAUCACCUUAGCCCUCCCCUUGGACUACAAGCAGGAACGCCAGUACGUCCUGACGGUCACCGCCAGCGAUGGAACGCGCUACGACACCGCUCAGGUGUUCAUCAACGUGACGGACGCCAACACACACCGGCCCGUCUUCCAAAGUGCAAACUACCAGGUGACGCUCUGUGAAGAAAAACCAGUGGGCUCAACCGUGGUGGUGAUCAGUGCGACGGACGAGGACACGGGCGAAAAUGCUCGCAUCACGUAUGUGAUGGAGGACAAUGUUCCUCAGUUUAAAAUUGACCAAGAUACAGGCGCCAUCACUACACAAAUGGAGAUUGAUUAUGAAGACCAGGCCUCCUACACGUUAGCCAUCAUUGCCAGAGACAAUGGAAUCCCUCAGAAAUCUGAUACCACCUAUGUGGAGAUUAUCAUCCUUGAUGCCAACGAUAAUACUCCUCAUUUUCUUAGGGACAGGUACCAGGGGACCGUUUUUGAGGAUGCACCUGUCUACACCAGCGUUCUCCAGAUCUCUGCUUCAGAUAGAGACUCUGGCCCGAAUGGCAGGGUGAGCUACACGUUUCAGGGCGGUGAUGACGGAGAGGGGGAUUUCUUUAUCGAGCCUUACUCCGGUAUCAUCAGAACGGCUCGCAAACUGGACCGGGAGAAUGUCCCUGUUUACAAUCUGAAGGCCUAUGCUGUGGAUAGGGGGGUUCCGCCUCUGAAAGCUGCUGUUCCCAUUCACGUGGUAGUCCAAGACAUAAAUGACAAUGCUCCAGUGUUUGAGAAGGACGAGCUGUUCAUUGACGUGAAGGAGAACAGCCCGGUUGGGUCCGUCGUGGCCCGGAUCAGUGCCUCCGACCCGGACGAGGGCACCAACGCUCAGAUCAUGUACCAGAUUGUAGAAGGGAAUAUUCCAGAAGUUUUCCAGCUGGACAUUUUUAACGGUGACCUCACUGCACUCACAGACCUGGAUUACGAGGUUAAAACAGAGUAUGUCAUUGUGGUCCAGGCCACCUCGGCUCCACUAGUGAGUCGGGCCACUGUGCACAUCCGCCUCAUCGAUAUGAAUGACAAUAUGCCAGUGCUGCAGAACUUUGAGAUUAUCUUCAACAACUACAUCACCAACAAGUCCAACAGUUUCCCAUCAGGAAUAAUAGGAAGGGUACCAGCUCAUGACCCGGAUGUGUCGGAUAAACUGCGGUACAAGUUUGAGUCGGGGAAUGAGCUCAAUCUGCUGCUGUUGAACGAGGACACUGGGGAUCUGAGGCUGAGCAGGGACCUGGACAAUGACAGGACCCUGGAAGCACCCAUGACCAUAUCCGUCACAGAUGGCAUCCAUCGCGCCGUGGCCCUCUGCACUCUGCGAGUCACCAUCAUCACGGACGACAUGUUGACCAACAGCAUCACGGUGCGUCUGGAGAACAUGUCCCAGGAGCGCUUCCUGUCUCCCCUGCUCAGCCUCUUCCUGGAGGGCGUGGCGGCCGUGCUCUCCACCAAACGGGAGGCGGUGUUUGUGUUCAACAUCCAGAACGACACCGACGUGCAAGGCUCCAUCCUCAACGUGACCUUCUCGGCCCUGCAGCCCGGAGGCGCCCCGGGUAAAGGGACCUUCUUCCCUUCCGAGGAGCUGCAGGAGCAGAUUUAUCUCAACAGGACUCUGCUGAGGCUGAUAUCCUCUCAGGAGGUGUUGCCGUUUGACGACAACAUCUGCCUGCGGGAGCCCUGUGAGAACUACAUGAAGUGUGUGUCGGUGCUAAAGUUCGACAGCUCCCCUCCCUUCAUCGCCUCCGACACGGUUCUGUUUCGGCCCAUCCACCCCAUCAACGGGCUGCGUUGCCGCUGCCCGCUCGGUUUCACCGGCGACUACUGCGAGACCGAGAUCGACCUCUGCUACUCGGGCCCCUGCAAGAACAACGGGAGGUGCCGCAGCAGAGAGGGAGGGUACACCUGCGAGUGCUCGGAGGACUACACCGGCGAGCACUGUGAGGUGGAUGCAUCGUCGGGCCGCUGUGAGCCUGGUGUGUGUAAGAACGGCGGCAAGUGUGUCAACCGGCUUGCAGGUGGUUUCAUGUGCCAGUGUCCACCAGGGGAGUUUGAGAAACCCUACUGUGAGAUGACCACCCGCAGCUUCCCUGGACAGUCCUUUAUCACCUUCAGAGGCCUGCGGCAAAGGUUCCACUUCACUGUGUCCUUCACGUUUGCUACCAGAGAGAGGAACGCUCUGCUCCUCUACAAUGGCAGAUUCAACGAAAAACACGACUUCAUCGCUCUGGAGAUCAUUGACGAGCAGAUUCAGCUCACCUUCUCUGGAGGUGAAACAAAGACCACAGUGUCCACCUACAUCCCAGGCGGGGUGAGUGACGGCCAGUGGCACUCCGUCCAGCUCCAUUACUACAACAAGCCAAACAUUGGGCGUCUGGGCAUCCCUCAUGGUCCCUCUGGAGAAAAGGUAGCUGUGGUUGCCGUAGACGACUGUGACAUCUCCAUGGCGACUCGCUUCGGAAAGCAGAUCGGCAACUACUCCUGUGCCGCCCAAGGCACCCAGACCGGACAGAAGAAGUCACUGGACUUGACAGGACCGCUGCUGCUAGGCGGAGUUCCCAACCUACCCGAGGACUUCCCGGUCAGGAACAGAGACUUUGUGGGCUGCAUGAGAAACCUCAGCAUUGACAGCAAACCCAUCGACAUGGCAAGCUACGUCGCCAACAACGGCACCGAAGCAGGUUGUCCAGCAAAGAGAAACUUUUGCACAAACGACUUGUGUCAGAACGGAGGAGUGUGUGUCAGCAAGUGGGACACCUACAACUGCGACUGCCCAACCGGCUACGGAGGCAAGAAUUGUGAACAAGUGAUGCCAUCUCCCCAGUUCUUCGAUGGCCAGGCGCUGGUCUCCUGGAGCGAGACGGACAUUACCGUUGCUGUUCCCUGGUACAUGGGCCUCAUGUUCCGCACCAGGCAGCCUGCUGGCACCCUGAUGCAAGCCAAUGCCGGAGCCCACUCCACCAUCAAUCUCAUGGUGAGUGAGCAGCAGAUUCAUAUGGAGGUGUCUCUGAGGAAGCAGCUGGUGGCUGCGCUGAGCUUCCCCCAAGUUCGCGUCAACGACGGGGAGUGGCACCACUUGCUGGUAGAGCUGAGAAGCGCCAAAGACGGCAAGGACAUCAAAUACAUGGCUCAUGUGUCAUUGGACUACGGCAUGUACCAGAAGUCGGUCGAGCUCGGUAAUGACCUCCCAGGAUUAAAGCUGCAAACUCUUCAUGUAGGAGGUUUGCCUGGAGAGGGGAACCAUGUCAUAAAAGGAUUUAUUGGCUGCAUACAGGGUGUGCGUAUGGGUGAGACGUCCACCAACGUGGCCAACGUGAACAUGGCUCAGGGCCUGAAGAUCCGCGUGGAAGACGGCUGUGACCUGGCUGACCCCUGCGACUCCAACAUCUGCCCUGAGAACAGCCACUGCAGCGAUGACUGGAGCACGCACACCUGUGUCUGUGACCCCGGUUAUUUCGGGAAGGAGUGCGUGGAUGCUUGCCAGCUCAACCCUUGCGAGCAUGUUUCCACUUGCGUUCGCAAACCAAGUUCCUCUCACGGCUACACCUGUGAAUGUGGACAGAACCACUACGGACAAUACUGUGAAAAUAAAGUGGAGAAGCCAUGUCCUCAAGGUUGGUGGGGCAGUCCCAUGUGUGGACCCUGUAACUGUGAUACGAACAGGGGAUUUCAUAAAGACUGCAACAAGACCACUGGAGAGUGUCGCUGCAAGGAAAACCACUAUCGGCCUGACGGUGAGGACACUUGCUACCCCUGUGAGUGUUUCUCUGUUGGCUCCGAGUCUCGAACAUGUGACGCCAUCACUGGGCAGUGCCCCUGUAAAGGAGGAGUCAUCGGCCGUCAGUGUAACCGCUGUGAUAACCCCUUCGCCGAGGUCACUCCUAUUGGAUGCAAGGUGGUGUAUGAGGGCUGUCCCAAGGCGUUCGAUGCAGGCAUCUGGUGGGCCAAGACCAAAUUUGGACUCCCCGCCGCCAUGCCCUGUCCCAAAGGAUCAAUUGGUACUGCUAUUCGCCACUGCAACGAUGAGAAGGGCUGGUUGUCGCCUGAACUCUUCAACUGCACCACGGCCACCUUCGCCCAUCUGAAGAAACUGAAUGAGGACCUGCGCCGCAACGGCUCCAGGAUGGACAGUGAGCGUUCCAAGACCAUUGUCCGCAUGCUCCAAAGCGCCACCAACAACACCCAGCAUUACUACGGCAAUGACGUGAAGACCGCCGCCCAGCUGCUGAACCACGUGCUGCAGUACGAGAGCCGGCAGGCAGGGUUCGACCUCACCGCCAUGAGGGACGCAGAGUUCAACGAGAACUUGGUUCGAGCAGGUAGCGCCAUACUGGAUCCUGACACCAAGGAGCACUGGGAGCAGAUCCAGAAGACUGACGGCGGCACCGCCCAUCUGCUGCGCAACUUCGAGGACUACGCCAACACCCUGGCACAGAACGUCAGGAAAACCUACCUGAAACCCUUCACCAUCGUCACUGACAACAUGAUUCUAACCGUGGACUACUUGGAUGUGUCGAACCCGGAGAGGGCGACGCUGCCUCGGUUCCAGGACAUCCAGGAGGAAUACUCCAAAGAGCUUGGGUCGUCCAUCCAAUUCCCCCGGUUUGACCUCCGCACUCAGGGCCACAGAGCAGAGCCCACCCAUGGCCCUCCAAGUCAGACAGAUUCCCCACAGGAGGAGGAGCACACCCUGUCCGAUAGGAGACGCCGCCACCUUGAGCACGCUGCUCCUCUGCCAGUUGCCGUCGUGAUAGUGUACAAAACGCUGGGGAAGCUCCUCCCGGAGAGAUACGACCCUGACCGCAGGAGUCUGAGGCUCCCCAACCGUCCCGUGAUCAACACAGCCAUAGUGAGCGCCACGGUCCACAGUGAGGGUCCGCCUCUUCCUCCCAUCCUGGAACCCCCCAUCACCUUGGAGUACACCAUGCUGGAGACGGAGGAGAGAACCAAACCUGUUUGUGUCUUCUGGAACCACUCCAUCGCGAUCGGAGGUACAGGCGGCUGGUCUGCUAAAGGCUGUGAGGUGCUCAACAGGAACAACAGCCACAUUAGCUGUCAGUGUAACCACAUGACCAGCUUCGCCGUGCUCAUGGACAUUUCCAAGAGAGAGCACGGUGAUGUUCUCCCCCUGAAGAUUGUCACCUACACCACGGUGUCGGUCUCCCUCUUCCUCCUCCUCCUCACCUUCAUCUUGUUGUGCCUCCUUCGCCGGCUCCGCUCCAACCUCCAUGCCAUACACAGGAACCUGGUAGCGGCGCUCUUCUUCUCUGAGCUCGUCUUCCUGCUCGGCAUCAACCAGACUGACAACCCGUUUGUGUGUACGGUGAUAGCCAUCCUCCUACACUACUUCUACAUGUGCACCUUUGCCUGGAUGUUCGUGGAGGGGCUGCACAUCUACCGCAUGCUGACGGAGCUGCGGAACAUCAACCACGGCCACAUGAGGUUCUACUACGCCAUGGGCUGGGGCAUACCGGCCAUUAUCACUGGUUUGGCAGUUGGUCUUGACCCUCAGGGUUAUGGGAACCCAGAUUUCUGCUGGCUUUCUGUCCAUGACACACUCAUCUGGAGCUUCGCAGGACCCAUCUUUGUAGUCGUGCUGGUCAACAUAGUGAUCUUUAUUCUGGCUGCAAAGGCUUCAUGUGGUCGCAGGCAGAAGGCUAUGGAGAAGUCAGGAGCUAUUCCUGCACUUCGAAUGGCCUUCCUCCUGCUGCUGCUCAUCAGCGCUACCUGGAUGCUCGGCCUAAUGGCGGUCAACAGCGACGUCAUGACCUUCCACUACCUGUUCGCUGCCUUCAGCUGUCUGCAGGGAGUCUUCAUCUUCUUCUUCCAUGUGAUCUUGAACAAGGAGGUGAGGAAAAACCUCAAGAACGUCUUAACAGGAAAGAAGAGCGUCCCAGACGAGUCCAGCACCACGAGGGCCUCGUUGCUCACACGCUCUCUCAACUGCAACAACACGUACACAGAGGACGGCCAGCUGUACCGCUCGGGCAUCGGCGAGUCCACCGUCUCCUUGGACAGCACGCUCAGGUCAGCCAAGAGCCGCAGCAGCUACCUGGCAUACACACUCAGGGAGGAGUCUGGUCAGAAGCCCAGCGUCUCCUCAGGAACAGCCAAAGGACACACAGAUCUGGAUGGACCUCUGUUCCACAGGAACGGCACCAAGGGAGAUGACUCUGACUCAGACAGUGAGCUGUCAGUCGACGAACACAGCUCCUCCUACGCCUCUUCCCACUCCUCCGACAGCGAGGACGACGACAUCGAUGUCAAGCCCAAGUGGAACAACGAGAGGCAGCCCGUUCACAGCACCCCUAAAGCGGAUUCAGUAUCCAAUCACGUGAAGCCCUACUGGCCAGCAGAUGCCACCACAGCCAGUGACAGCGAGGACCCCUGCGGGGCAGAGAGGCUCAGGGUGGAGACCAAGGUGAACGUGGAGCUCCAUCAGGAAAACAAGCUCAACCACAUCGGGGAGAGAGAGAGGGAGACUCCCCCGGAGAGAGACAACCAAACACCUGGUAAUGCCAGAGACGCAUCUCCAGCUAGCCAGCCCCACGGCAACAGCAACCACCAACCAGAGCAGAGGAAAGGUAUUUUAAAGAACAAGAUCAGCUACCCCCCUCCGCUGACUGACAAGAACAUGAAGAACCGUCUGAGGGAGAAGCUGAGCGACUACAACACCCCCACCAUCACCUCCCCACCCCCCAACAACAACCACACCUCCUCCUCCCCGGCCCUCUCCUCCGUCAACAUCAUGACCCCCUCGUCCCGGCCACCCUCGCUGGCCUCCAACGAUGGAGGUCGCCCCGGCAACCACGAAAACAGCUCCCUCAUCAAGCCCCCCGUCGCCCCGCGGCCGCAGAUUUCAACGGGGGCCCCGCCAGCGGGCAUCUACCGGGAGACCAACGGUGGAGUGGCGAUGCACUUGAAGUCGGGGACGAUCAACGGAGACAACGAGUCUGACUCAGAGAAAACUCAGACCAGCCCGCCCUUGUGAGAGGAGGAGCGAAGAACCUGCUGGGGGAGGAAGAAGAAAGGAGGAGAACCGAGAGGACUGGAAUAAAAAGAAUAGAAAAAUUUAAGACGAAGUGCUGCAGAUCGGUUGAAAGGAGAGAAAAAGAAGUUCUCCGUGCCUGAUCUGUCCAUCCGUCCCUCCGCUCAUGGUCCCUCUCUUUGGAGAGCAGUAUUAAUUGCAGACUUUAAGACAAGAAAAUAAGCAGAGAUAAUGAAAAGAUGUGAGAAAUAAAAAAGGGAAUGCCGGACUGUAUCAUGAGAGGAUGCAAUGGAGCCACGUGUGCCAAAACCACUGUAGGAAACGGGGAGUCAGAAGAUUGAAAAAGCCCUGAAAUGGUGUUCCUCCGUGGUGGUGAAGUCGCCCCCUCAAUGGGUAAUGUUAGGAAAGCUGGAAAAGUCACAUCAAUAAGCACUGCGCUUGAACCCAGACUCAAAUACAUGCUGGUACAUAUGAUGUCCAAAAGGAUUUCAAGGACUACAAGUCCCUUAAUACGUCAGACAUAGCACCACCUGUUCUAUUGGGACACAUCAGACUCUGAUACUGGACAGCUCAAUCACACACCAAGUGCUCUUCUUUUUUGUUUUGUUUUUUUUACUCAAAGAAAGGCUUCCCCAGCCUCUCAAUGCAUUUAGAGUGUAAUUAACAUGUAGAUAUUGUUAAAGGUGAAGAAGAAAUGAUCUAUUUUGUAUUUCAGCUGUAGCGAGGACACGUUUCUAACUAAUAAUCAUCUGCCUGUGUUGAGUUGGGAAAGCUCUGCGAUUGUGAAAAUCACUUUAUAUGCUGGUUUACUUCCACUUGAGAACAAUCCUGAAUCGAGGCCUUACAAAAACAAACACAUGCUGUAUUGGCCUGUUGUAGGCUUUCCAGAGAUUUACAGCAUAUUCUGCUAUACAGACACAUGCACACACACACAUAUGAUGGCUGCAAGACUGUUAUGUUUGUUUGUGAGAGUGACCUAGAAUGUCCCAAGUAGAUACGCACACAAGCAGUGAGCAUAUAUGAACAUUAAUUAUGUGAAAUGGAGAGGGAUUCAUCCUCCAGAUGAAAACUCUGUUUUUCAGUUCGAGCACUAUGAACCAGAAGCCUUCUUUUCCAGUGUCUAUCCCGCCUGUUUGUCCAAUACAACACACUCCUGGUUACCAAUGUCAUGAACUACAGUAAAUGUGCACAUUGGGGUUGGAGUCAUUUUUAACUCACUUUUAUUCCGGAGAAAGGUAAAAAAAAAAAAAAAAAGACAUUUGUUGAUCUUUAGUGGCAUAAAAAUACAGCAGAAGUUAAGAGGUUUUCUCAAGAUCUUCGACUUUUAGGCACUAACUUAUGGAGGCGUAGUCAAAGCCUUAGGUAUAAAUAAAUGUCUGUCUUCAAUGCUGAAUUUUUGGAUCUGAGUUCAAAGUUGAAAUUAAGCCAACUCUUUGCAUUUUGCAGCUAACUGAAAGUGUUGUUUACCACUCACUAAAUGCCUUCCUACCACUUGUACAACCCCGGUGUUUUCCUUCCCUCCUGUAAUCAAUGCUUUUGAUAAAUGUCCUUGUUCUUUUUUUAUCGAUCCCAGACACUGGAAAUGUUUUGUAACAUAAUGUAUAUUUAUUUUUUAUGGUU
Anoplopoma fimbria (sablefish) is the source of this 10945-nucleotide messenger RNA. RefSeq names its product cadherin EGF LAG seven-pass G-type receptor 1a (gene celsr1a). The record is from RefSeq and is a predicted model, not a curated record. NCBI's taxonomy places the organism in Eukaryota, Metazoa, Chordata, Actinopteri, Perciformes, Anoplopomatidae. The transcript has 36 exons. Gene Ontology annotation, biological process: cell surface receptor signaling pathway; G protein-coupled receptor signaling pathway; homophilic cell-cell adhesion. The coding region runs from base 65 to 9328 and encodes 3087 amino acids. Gene Ontology annotation, molecular function: calcium ion binding; G protein-coupled receptor activity. Gene Ontology annotation, cellular component: plasma membrane.